CCUGCCGCCUGGCAUACUGGCGGAAGGGGAAGGGGAGGGGGGGCAGGCGCGGUGGGAAGAUGGCGUACCAGAGCCUCCGGCUGGAGUACCUGCAGAUCCCGCCGGUCAGCCGCGCCUACACAACCGCCUGCGUCCUCACCACCGCGGCCGUGCAGUUGGAAUUGAUCACACCUUUUCAGUUAUACUUCAAUCCUGAAUUAAUUUUUAAACACUUUCAAAUAUGGAGGCUAAUCACCAAUUUCUUAUUUUUUGGUCCAGUUGGAUUCAAUUUUUUGUUUAACAUGAUUUUUCUAUACCGUUACUGUCGAAUGCUAGAAGAAGGCUCUUUCCGAGGCCGGACAGCGGACUUUGUAUUUAUGUUCCUUUUCGGUGGAUUUUUAAUGACUCUUUUUGGUUUGUUUGUGAGCUUAGUUUUUCUAGGCCAGGCCUUUACAAUAAUGCUGGUCUACGUGUGGAGCCGAAGGAACCCGUACGUCCGGAUGAACUUCUUCGGUCUUCUAAACUUCCAGGCCCCCUUUCUGCCCUGGGUGCUCAUGGGGUUUUCCUUGUUGUUGGGGAACUCAAUUAUUGUAGACCUUUUGGGUAUUGCAGUUGGACACAUAUAUUUUUUCUUGGAAGAUAUAUUUCCCAAUCAGCCUGGCGGAAUAAGAAUUCUGAAAACACCAUCUAUUUUGAGGACUAUUUUUGAUACGCCAGAUGAGGAUCCCAAUUACAACCCACUACCUGAAGAGCGGCCAGGAGGCUUCGCCUGGGGUGAGGGCCAGCGCCUCGGAGGGUAAAGCAGCUGUGCCAGUCACGAGACCCAUCUGAGACAGACUCAGUGAAAUGCCUGUUGGGAUUCUUUCAUCCCUUGUUGCAAAAGUGUGGACACUUUUGACAGCUUGACAGAUUUUAACUCCAGAAGCACUUUACGGAAUGGUACACUGACUAACACCGACGACGUUUCCAGCAGUUUGCCAGAGGCUCCUCACUGUGCUGGUACUAAAAGCAUAACCUCGUGGAGCCCAAAACUGGAGAAGCAUAGCCUGCCGCCUCUAGCAAGUACGUGGGCACUUGAGCUCUGCGGCAUCAGGCGGGGCUUUUCCUCCUCCUCUUCUUUGAUAGACAAGGCCGUGGUGUAAAUGGAAGUUUCAGAGAGGACAAAAUAAAACGGAAUUCCAUCUCUCUCACACUGUAUUUAAGCUUUCGUGUGAUCUUUUAAAUCAUGGUAAUGUGUUCUUAGCUCUCCUGCAUAGGCCUGAUCACAGCAGUUUCUGUGCCUGCUGUCUGUCUCCACGGCUUUCAACUGGAUUCCUUUCAAGAAUGGAAAUACACAGCGGUUAUG
Acomys russatus (golden spiny mouse) is the source of this 1324-nucleotide messenger RNA. RefSeq names its product derlin 2 (gene Derl2). Gene Ontology annotation, molecular function: misfolded protein binding; ubiquitin-specific protease binding. The record is from RefSeq and is a predicted model, not a curated record. Gene Ontology annotation, cellular component: Hrd1p ubiquitin ligase ERAD-L complex; endoplasmic reticulum membrane. Gene Ontology annotation, biological process: endoplasmic reticulum unfolded protein response. The transcript has 7 exons. Lineage: Eukaryota; Metazoa; Chordata; Mammalia; Rodentia; Muridae. Bases 60 to 779 code for a protein of 239 amino acids.